Messenger RNA from Geodia barretti, 900 nucleotides. The record is from the annotation of a GenBank genome assembly. Lineage: Eukaryota; Metazoa; Porifera; Demospongiae; Tetractinellida; Geodiidae.
GAGAAUAUUGUGUAAAAGUCGUAGGCGUGGCUCCUUGAACGACAGCCGAGGAAGGAUGAGUGCUGCUCAAGUAACUAUUCCAGCUAAUUUCGAGGCUCACCUAGCACUAGGGGACGGGAGUGCAGGAGCUGACGUCAGCGAGGUUCUGGGGCUUUCUUCGAGUCAAGUGGCAAACCUCUACUCCUGUGGUACCGACCAGUUCACUUACAGCUUCCAGGAGCACGGUGUCGCCUAUGGAGAGGCGGAAGCCACCGGCAGGAAGGCAGAAGUGACGUUCUCUCUCCCUCCGGGGUCUUCCCCGGCCUUCUCCCUGCACGUUAGCAGUCAGCCAGUGGAGAAAUGGGGCAUCAACUUCGCGGGCAGUGUCCUAGUUCGUCACAAGACGGGGGAGGAGCGGGUGGUCUAUCUCCCUGGGACCCGUACCUACGACCCAGCAGGCAUUACAGGUGAUCCUCAUGCCAGUGAGAGGAUUGGUCCUAGCUGUUCUAGGACCCAGCUAGCAGUGUCAAUGAGUCAGCUAGUAGCUGCUGCUAGAGGUGCUCUCUCUGCAGACAUCUCUCUCAUACAGGAGAAGACUCGUCCACUCAUUCAGCGCUACCACGGCAGAGAAGCCUUGUUUGACUGGAUUGUUCGGCAGAUCUGUGACGCUGUGUUCCACAACAAGGAAGUCACUCCAUAUCCUGACUUCCUUCAACAGAGAGUUGCAGAGGGAAAGUUGGAGUUGGGUCCAGGUAGGGAGCAUACCAAGGUGUACUUGGAGAGCUACGCUGCUGGCAAGCCACGCCCCCCUGUCCAAUACUAUCGCAAGGUGGCAGCUAAAGACAAGCCAAGUCAACUGCUGAGCGGGGAGGAGUUAGCACGCUUCAACAAACUCGUCUGAUAAAAUGACAUUAUAGGCCC